AUGUCUCUCCCAAGAACAAACACCUUCCGGCGCCGUUCCUCGGUCAUAGAAAUUCACAGUACCGGAAGUGUUUCGUCCUUGGAAGAUGACAAGACAAAAUUACUGCUGGCAGCAAAGACGCCCAACAUGAUAUCCAAACGUCGCGGAUCAGCGGUUUCCAUCGAGACUCUGCAAUCAAAUUCUCGGCGAAAUUCUAUUGCCACGAUUGAUUCUUCGACAAUAAUAACAACCACAUGUACCAUACCCAGCGCAACCAAUUCAUCAGACUUCAAUAACUCCUACCAAACAUCAACCACCACCAUUACCACCCACACAACGCAAAUUUCAUUACCAAUGGAUACCGAUGAUCCCGUGGUCUUCAACUCUUUACCAUCAUCAUCAUCACCCUUCUCACUUGAAGGGGAAGAGGAUGAUAUGUUUCCGGUUGAAGACUUUCAUUUUACCAGUAACGAUCAUCUUCCAACCCACAAUCGUACAUUCUCCCAAUUUUCUCGUUCCGCUCCUCGCCAUCAGACGAUAGGAAAAAAUGCGUACGUGAACUCGAACAGUGGCAGUAAAUACGAUGGUUCACUGCCGGGAGCCACGCACUCUCGAUCAUUAUCUCAGCCUAUUCCCUCGUUCUCUCCGCAACGUCCGUUAAUACCUUCUGCCAAUUACGAUCAUCACAAUCUAUACAAGAAACGAACCAAGUUAUCUUCACGAAAAUUAAUGAAUUUUUUUGGCGACAAGCCGCCACUCGAUAUCUGUGUGAAAGAGAUCGAGAAGGAAGGGUUGAAGGCAAUGUUACAUUCGAAAAUCCCGUUGUGCUACUUUUUGUAUUCAUUGUUGGAAGAAUACUCUUGUGAGAAUUUGUUCUUCUUCCUCGAGGUUGAACAAUAUGAAUCCAGUGACUAUGCUCACUCCUCGCAACAAUAUGCCACCGCACAACACAUUUAUGAUACUUAUUUGACCCGAAAUUCCCAAUUCGAGGUCAACGUCGAUGACAAAGUUCGCAAAUCUGUUGUGGCCUCCAUCAAAAGUCAACGUGACCCUCGUCAUUGCUUUGACGAAGCAAAGCGAGCAAUAUUCUUGUUGUUAGAAUGUAGUUUCGCCCGAUUUAUCAGGAGCGACAUUGCAGACAUUAUGAAGCAGGAGAUCGGCGAGACCACGACCCACUACUCACCAAAAGCUCGCGAUUCUGCCAUCUUUUUACUUUUCAAGUUCCUCAACCGUCAGAAUCAAUCCAAUUCAUCUACGCCAACCCAUCCUCCCCUCAGAUCGAAAUCUUCUAUCAUCAGCCAUUAUAACAAAGAAAAGGAUCAUUCAUCAAGACUUGUCCCUUCCCCCCCGACGUCGCCCAUUCCCUCGUCAACCUCAUCGAUCUCUCAGAAACGUCACGAACUUAUCAGGACCAUGAUUUACGAGUUCAUCAGAACGUUAUUGGAGAUUGACAUCAACAAUUAUUCCGGAAGGGGACGAAAGUUUAAGAACCACUUCAGUAAACAUAUUAAUCAUCAUUACCAUCGUAACCGUCACAAUCACACGAAUGAUGAAAUGUAUAACGACGUUAAUGAAUUCAAUGGUAACACGGGAGAGGUUGACGAGGACGACAUUGGAGGAAGAAUGCCAAUGACCGAAGAUGUAACAUGGGAAAGUGAUUACGUGAGUAUGCUUGGUGCGAACGGAGUCUUUAUCACCGGGUUGGGGCUCAGCCUAAGCGAGGUUGAAGAGAAAAACACGUCAACUCACGACAGCCUGAUAGAUAAAACGAUGUCGUUGGCAAUGAAUGAGAAUACGAGCACGAGCACGAGUACAAACACACCGGUGAUAAGACACCGCAAGAGUGUAAAGGAAUUAAAAAAUCCGUUUGGGAAGCGUAAAAGUUAA
Acaulospora morrowiae is the source of this 1866-nucleotide messenger RNA. The record is from the annotation of a GenBank genome assembly. NCBI's taxonomy places the organism in Eukaryota, Fungi, Glomeromycota, Glomeromycetes, Diversisporales, Acaulosporaceae.